AUGCAGACCAAACAUUUUUUCGACGACCCGAAUCACCUGGUCCAGACAGCUCUCCAUUCCCUGACACUCACAAACCCAUCGCUCGCAUUUGAUUCGAAACACAAGGUUAUUUUCCGUCGCCCGGAUGCAUCCAGGAAAUCCAAGGUGGCCAUUAUUUCAGGUGGAGGUUCCGGUCACGAACCUGCGUUUGCGGGCUACGUCGGCCAUGGGCUCAUGGACGCUUCUGUGGCUGGCAGCAUCUUCGCCUCUCCGUCUGCCGAACAGAUUCGCCAUGCCGCCAUGAACUGCGUCGACAACGAAAAGGGCGUGUUGAUCAUACCUAUGAAUUACACCGGCGACGUCCUCAACUUCGGCAUGGCUGCCGAGAAAUCGCGGGCUGCAGGAGUCAAGACCGAAUUCUUUGCCAUUAAUGAUGACGCGGGCGUCGGCAAGAAGAAGGGCGGAAAAGUUGGCCGUCGCGGUAUCGGUGGUGGCAUCCUCAUCUUGAAGAUCGUCGGGGCCUUGGCCGAGGCUGGUGCAUCGCUCGAAGACGUGCACCGCGUCGCUCAAUUAGCAAACGCUAACCUUGCGUCUGUGGGUUCCUCCCUGGAGCACGUCCAUAUUCCUGGUAGAGGAGUCCCAGAGGAUACCAUUCCUGAUGGGGAAGUGGAGGUUGGCAUGGGCAUUCACAACGAACCGGGAUCCCACCGGAUGAAGUUUUCGCUUCCAGCAGUGAUCAAGACUAUGCUCUUGCAGAUCCUGGAUCACAACGACCCAGACCGCGCUUUCCUGCCUCAUCAGCCAGGCGAUGAGUUCGUGCUGCUCAUCAACAACCUGGGUGGCGUCAGUACCCUCGAGCUCUCGGGUAUUACCGACGAAGUAUACCGCCAGCUGAAGAAAGAUUUCAACAUCAAGCCUGUGCGCAUCAUUCAAGGGACCUUCCUGACCAGUCUCAACGGACUAGGCUUUAGUGUUUCACUACUGAAGCUCGCGGAUACGGGACUGGGUCCUGGCAAGUCUAUGCUCGAGCUCCUCGACGCGCCUGCCGAAGCCGUGGGCUGGUCUGCUCCUAUCCGCACAUCGACAUGGGAUGCGCACCAAUCCGAUGCUUCUGUGGAGGUUAAGAGCACUAAGCUUGCUGAGGACCAACCCAGUAACAUCAAGCUGGACCCAGCCAUCCUCAAGAAAGCCCUCGGAUCCGGACUCAAGCGAGUCAUUGAUGCCGAGGCGCUGGUCACCCGGUACGACACCAUCGUCGGCGACGGCGACUGCGGCGUGGGCCUGAAGCGCGGCGCAGAAGCCGUCCUGUCCCUCCUGGAAGACCCAUCGUCCAACCUGACCGACGACGCCGUCACCGCCGUCAACCGCAUCGUAACCGUCGUGGAGAACACCAUGGACGGCACCUCAGGCGCCAUCUACUCCAUCUUCCUGAACGCGCUCGCGCACGGUCUCCGCGCCCAAGACCAAGGCACCCCAACACCCGCAACUGCCGAGGUCUGGGCCGACGCUCUCAAGUACUCCAUCACCGCGCUGGGGAAGUACACCCCCGCGCAGCCGGGCGAUCGCACCCUGAUCGACGCGCUAGUUCCCUUCUGCAACACGCUGGUCGAAAGGAAGGACGUGCAUGCGGCUGCAAAAGCCGCGCAGAAUGGAACCGAAGCCACCAAGGGCAUGAAGGCGAGUCUCGGACGGAGCGUUUACGUCGGUGGCGAGGAGGAAUGGGUCGGCAAGGUUCCUGACCCUGGUGCGUAUGGGUUGAGCGAGUUCCUGACCGGGCUCGCUGAGGCGUUUUGA
Molecule: messenger RNA, 1773 nt
Organism: Aspergillus viridinutans
Lineage: Eukaryota; Fungi; Ascomycota; Eurotiomycetes; Eurotiales; Aspergillaceae
Product: putative dihydroxyacetone kinase (DakA)
Exons: 4
Coding region: 1-1773 (590 amino acids)
Biological process (GO): glycerol catabolic process
Cellular component (GO): cytosol
Molecular function (GO): glycerone kinase activity; ATP binding
Source: RefSeq, a predicted model, not a curated record